Messenger RNA from Rotaria sp. Silwood2, 1498 nucleotides. The record is from the annotation of a GenBank genome assembly. NCBI's taxonomy places the organism in Eukaryota, Metazoa, Rotifera, Eurotatoria, Philodinida, Philodinidae.
AAUGACAACAAAAUUUCGAGAAGAAUGUUUUUGCGUUUAAUAGAAAGUAUCACAAAUUCUUUCAUUUUAUGAUAUUUAUAGAAAGAUUCAAUAUCAAGUCUCACGUUAUUGUUUGAUGAAUAUCGUAUUUUAGAAAAACUUUUAUUUUGUAUCCAAAUAGAAAAGAAACACCAUAUCUACUAUAUUAGCAAUGAUUUUGCUACUUUCUCAUUAGUAUGAAAUCGUCUAUUAAUUAUCAAUGAUUUCUUUGUAAAUGAUUAGACAAGAUGUAAGCGAAUGUCUAUAGAAUAGAGAUUAACAACGGUAAAUUUUGCUUUUAAUUUCAUUGACGAAGUGAUCAUAAGUUCUUUUCACUCGUGUCACUCUUUACCUACAAAAUAAAUGUAUCUUGUUUUUUUUUUUAUUAAAUGCUAAUCAUUUAUAAUGAAACAGGUAGAUCGAUCGUUAGAAAUCUUCUUGAGAUCUUAGCUGGGGACUACUGAUGUCCAUUAAAAAUGUGUAUCAUUUUGACCUGUCGAAAUUGAAUAAAUCUGCAUAACUUCAUGUUUUCGAUGAAUGAAAAUUUCAGAAUAUAAUAAGUAAGAAGAUAUGUGUUUAUGAGGAAAAUUUGAGACAAAACGAAAUGAGUAAGGAAAUUUUAGUAAAAGAAAAUUCGUUUGCCACUUAUUUCUUUAAUUAAAUAUAUGUAUGUAGUUUUCUUUUUUUCUAUAACUUCUCAUAGAUAUCAAUUCAUCAUUGAAUGCCAAUGAUGAUAUUUCGAGACACGAUUUUUCAAUCCUUUUUUUUUUUAUAAAUAUUCACCUACAAUCAUAGAAGAAUGAGUACAUUUCAUUGUAUUAUAGAGUAGAUAUUGAAAUUUUUCUCCGGUAAAUUGACUCUUGACCAUCUUUUACUUAUACUUCUUCCUGGAGCAAUGAAGACAUGUAGUAGAUAUUUACCAUUUUCUCAUCAUAACGGAGAUUUUCCUGAAUCGAAAACUUCCGAUAUAAUCUUAAUAUACAUAUAUUAGAUUUUUAUAUAUUUAUAGUGUACAUCAAAUGAACCAAAACCAAUAGAAUACAGACUCAAUUAUGAUGCUGUCAACCAAAAAGGAAAUGAAUCGAUUGAAACGUUACAAGAAUAUUUCAAUAUUCUUUGUGAAACGUGCGCAAUAUUUGCUAAUUUUCUGAUGAAAACUUCUGAGAUUCAACAAAAUGAUCCAUUUUUAUUUGGCAUCGAUAGAAUAAUAAAUGAAGAAGAUUUUAUUUGUCAAAAAGAAACAUCAAGUGAUUUCAAUAGAGAAUUAAUUGGCCAAUUGAAGCAACUAAAAAUGAACUAUGAACAUCAAGUGAAAACAAUAGAAUUAAAUGAAAACAGCACAACAUUAUCUCAUAUUUACCAGUUAAUAAAUCGAAUGAAUACAGUGCCGAUGAUUACAAUACAAUUAGAUGCCAUUAAAAACUAUCAUGAAAUUUUAUUGAAAAACAAUGAACAUGAUGUUCCUAUAAAUAAAAUUUAA